Pseudoliparis swirei is the source of this 1306-nucleotide messenger RNA. RefSeq names its product sialic acid-binding Ig-like lectin 8. The transcript has 6 exons. Bases 61 to 1074 code for a protein of 337 amino acids. The record is from RefSeq and is a predicted model, not a curated record. Lineage: Eukaryota; Metazoa; Chordata; Actinopteri; Perciformes; Liparidae.
AGAGAGCAGAACGACACCCAAAGAGGAACCGACAGCGACCGGCUCAAUCAUCGGAUCAGGAUGUUUGUUCUCAUCUGGACGGCUCUGCUCUUCUGUGUGAGAGACGUCACUGCUGACACAGGAAAAUCAUUGAAGGGAUUACAAACAUGUGGCAGAGGAUUCUGUAUCACUCUCAGUGAAGGAGAAAUCACAGCAGAGGCUGGACUCUGUGUUGUGAUACCGUGUUCUUUCACUCUUGGUGCUGGCUAUACACACCAACAUAUGGUGUGGUUCAAAUGUGAACCACCUAAACUCAGAUGUGGUGUUGAAGACAUUAUAUUCAACACAAACAAGAAAACCAAAGUUCAGUCCAAGUUCUUCGGACGAGUUUCACUGUUGGAGCCUGACAUGAUGAAGAGGAACUGCAGCAUCAUCAUCAAUAACCUCACUGAGUCCGACUCUGGAUUUUAUCAACUCAGAAUGUAUGGUAUCCUGUCUUUGAGUGACCACGGCUUUGCCCAGUAUUUGAGAGAAGAUGGAUAUACAUUCUCGAAAGGAGCAACUGUCUCUGUUAAAGCUCUUACCCAGAAGCCCUCAGUGCUGAUUCCUCCUCUGACCGAGGGGCGGAAGGCCACACUGACCUGCACUGCUCCUGGUCUCUGCUCUGGUUCUGAUCCAGAAAUCACCUGGAGGUGGAGAGGAGCAGGAGAGAAGGACUCUCACAUCACAGGAAACAUCACUGGUGUCACACAGAGACGCAGUUCAACGUUGACCUUUAACCCUUCAGCUGAACACCACGGCACCAACGUCACCUGUAAGGUCAGCUUCACAAGCAGCAUCACUACAGAGGAGACAGAGACUCUGAAUGUGGCCUCACUAGUAAACACAGAUCAAUGUGGAGCCGGUGCAGCACUUCCCUGGGUCAUCGUUGCUGUUGUUUCUCUGGUUGUGAAUGUCAUCUGCAUCAUCCUCUUGACGCUCCUCUGGAACACAAGGAAACAGGUGAAACCAAAACAAGAGGACAGAACUUACACGUCACUGCGGAAAAAGGACGUGUCACCAGAGUAUGACGUUAUUGCUCAAGCUCUGAACUGACCAGUGGCAGCUUCCACCGAGUGAAGAAGAUUAUUCUUCCAUACUUCUAUUCAACAUAUCAUGCGUUAACUUGAAUCAAUAUGUUCUUUAUUUGCUUUAAAUUGAACUGUAACUUGGAUUUUGCUUUGUAAAGUAUUAUAAUGUUUUAGUUUACGUUUCAUGAACUUUUAUUGACCCGGUGGAGGUCCACUGAGCAAUUUUUCACUGUACAUUAAAACAAACAAGCAACAUG